Tympanuchus pallidicinctus (lesser prairie-chicken) is the source of this 18815-nucleotide messenger RNA. It is a transcript of the gene CAPN15, whose product is annotated as calpain 15. The transcript is spliced from 12 exons. The record is from RefSeq and is a predicted model, not a curated record. Gene Ontology annotation, cellular component: cytoplasm. The coding region runs from base 14185 to 17466 and encodes 1093 amino acids. Gene Ontology annotation, molecular function: calcium-dependent cysteine-type endopeptidase activity. Gene Ontology annotation, biological process: proteolysis. NCBI's taxonomy places the organism in Eukaryota, Metazoa, Chordata, Aves, Galliformes, Phasianidae.
ACUGUGUGGACAGGUUGCUGAGCUGUGGGGAGCAGCCCCAGUGUGGCCUUAGUUGGCACUUCUUAGUGGUAUGUGGACACGUGAAGGUUAGCUGUAUGUGCUCCAGCUGGGAGCAUCCUCUAGAUUCCAGCUAUCAAGGCACUAACUUAAGUAUGCUUCAUCUUUAUGAGGCAGUAAACAGUACCAUAGUCUGAAUUACUGAGUCCAGAGGCCUUCUGGGGGCAGUAUGAAUUGUACUGACUUCCCUGGUAAUUACUGUCUGACUGCUGGAGCAGGGCAUGUCUCAGAUGUGUUGCUGGCUCAGCUGAGGCGGCAGUAGCUGCAGUGUGGGGUGUGAGCAGGCUGUGGUGCUGCUCUGCUCCAGGCCCCUUUUUACUCCCCAUCCAGCACUCCUCUGAGAUACCAAACAGAUGCUGAUAACCAUUCCUUCCAAAGUUCAGACACGUGAGAAGGAGAAGCAGGUGACCUUUGUUGGCCCGCUGUACGUGGGCAUUCAUUUGGAGCUGCUGGUGGUGGGACUCAGGUUGUUUGCCUGCUGAUGAGUGUGCAAAGCUGGCGGUCUCCUGGAGGUGCAGGAGCUCAUCUCUGACCUUGGUGGGUAGCAAUGGAGUUUGUGUUCAAGCAGUGCUGGAAUGAGAGGGUGGAAGUGAGGGAGGGACAGUCCUCUCCUGCCCUCUGGAGAUGAUCCCUUGUGCCAUUCUCUGCCUCUUGUGUCAAGUCUGAGUGCAGCUGCUUGUGGAAAUGAGUGGACUUCUGUUAACCAGACCUUUUGUGUGCUCCCCUGUGAAGUGAGCCCAGAUACUAGCAUGGCAAGAAGUGAAGGCUGGAGCACAGCAGCUGGGAACUCAGGGUGAAUUAUUCCUUGGAAAUGUGAGUGAUGGAAGCAGACAGCUUUGGAGCUGUGUUGUUGCUCCAAUUCUCCUCCCUCCCCUUCCUUUCAUUCUCUCUUUUUGUUCCCCCACUCUUCUUUCCUUUUUAUUUUAACAGCACUACAGAUUGGAGGAUAAAUCUUAGCCGAGUUGAUGUCCACCAUUAAAUCUCUUCCAUUUCCCCACACAGGAGAAAAGUUGCACAAGGAGUAAGGGCUGAGGAUGAGCCCCUGGUGCAUGUGGUUCACAGUCCCAUCAGCCUUUCCUGUCUCCUUCCUGCUGUGGCCCUCAGUCUGUCUAAUCUAUGAGACCUGGUGUUUUAGAAAGCAGUGUGAAAUAGUGCUGAACGUGGGAGAGGAUGACAUGUUGCUGUUGUUCAACUGUGUGACAUCUGAAAUCGUUCCCUUUCUUAAAGAUAAUAGAAGAUGGUCUUCAUCCCAACAAAUGGACCUCUUCCUCCAGGCCUGGCCCAUGCAGGUGCUCUUCUGAUGCAGAAUGCAUAUAUAAUCCACGGCCUGUGCACAGUAUGAUGGGUGCAAGAUAAAAGCACAGACCAUGCCUUCAUCUUAACCUCAUCUUUGCUGUUCCUGAGGCUUCAAAGGCAUUUUCCAUGUUGGAUUCUUAUAACUUCGGGAAGGUGUUGAAAGCUGCAAGGAUUGGUCUGCUUGAGAUCAGUAAGGCUUUUUGGUACUGAUGCAGAAACAAAGAUGCAAAAGGGAAAGGCAAGAACUGCAGAACUGCAUUGCAAAGCCGUGAGAUCUGGGGGUUUGGAAGAGCUGGGAUUUGUGCAGAGAAGCACAGGGCCUGCAGUCCCUGCAGUGUCUAGGGACUGCAGGGCUCUGACUCCAGAUGAUUGCCUCGUCCUUGCCCUGUUCUGUUCAGGGAGCGCAGGCUCCUCUGAGGCAGUCUGCAAACCCUCACUUGAAAAGAAAUUCCUUAAUUGGCUUAAAGGCAGUUAGGGAAAUGAAAACAGCAAGUAGAGCUUCCCCGUCAUCCUGAUUUCUUUCCUCUGCAGGGAUUACAUCUGGAAUGAUUGUUCAGAUGUACCCCAAAUGCAGGUGGCUAAAUGGGGAGGAGUCGGGGGUCUUUUGGUCUCAGGAGUCCACCCAUCUUGCUGAAGCUGUCCCAGCUCCUCAGAGAGAGCAGCUUCAUGAGCUCAGCUUCUUGCUCCUUUCCUUGCGUUUCCCCUCCCCACCGGGAGCAGGUGAAUCUAAAAUGCAGCCAUGGGAAUCAGUCCCAUCUUUGCUUUUCUGUCUUAUGGUCUCACAGCUGUACCACUGAAGGGCUCCUUCUCAUUCUCUGCCUCCCUGCUCAGAUCCUCCUUCAAAGACCAGCCAAUUCUCUGCUCCUCCGGGGUCUGUUUCAACUUCAAGCUGGAGAGAGGUGAUCAAGGCUGCCCUUUGAAGCUUGCUGUGCUCAGGUCUGUGAGCUCCCCCUGUGCUUCUGCAGUUUCCUCCCACAGCUGGGCUGCAGGACACACAGCUGGUCGAUGGGACAGCAGUCCUUGUUGGGAUUGUUUUCCCCACCAAAGAGAAGUGCUGCCCAUGCAGCCCAGCAUGCUGGGCUACCGUGUUACUGCCUAUUUCUCAUCUGGGCUAACUCAUCACCUGCACACAGCCUGCUGCAACCUGUUUAUACCUGAAGAGGUGUAAGUCUUGCCAGCACUGAAGAAAUGGAGUGCAUUGUCAGAGAGGAGCUUGGAACUCAUUCACAGCUCUGAGGCUGUUCUCUGCUCCUCUGUGGCCAGGUGCUGGUGUUGGGAACUCAGAGGUCCUGGUAGCUCGCCGAAUCCCAGGUUUGGAUGCUUAUUUUGUUCUCUUAAGAUUCUCUCCACAUACACCCACCAACCCUUUAAUAGCUGUCAUAAACCAUAUGCCCUUGUUAUUUAAAUAAAAUAAAUAAAGUUGGAAAAGGCUCCCAGGAGCAUCUGGAACUUCACCACCUGUAGAAAAUUGAUAAUUAAAGGAGCUGUGUGUGUAGCAGUGCUGAGAAGAGCCCAUAAAGACAGCAUCAGUGGAAAAAGAGGAGUGUCUGAUUCAGUCUUUCAUCUUCCUGUUGGCAGCACUCAGAUGUGACUCCAGCUGCUUUUUAUUCUGGGAUAUGGGCAAAUGUAUGAUCCCAGAAAGGCUGGGGAGAGCAUUUGAGAGCUGUGCUGCCUGAAGUGGCCAUCCUGGCUUAGAUGAGGCACAGGCUGAGCACUGAGCAGUGGUGCAGCACGUGCCUUUAUGUCUUCACACAGUUGGAUUGCCAAGCCCUGUGACUUUUGGGCUGAGAACAGUUCAGUAUUCUUGGUCUGCUUGAUUUCUGUGUUUAUUACUGUUUGCAGACAGCAGGACUGACUUGAUCCCAAGGUUUGGAAGUCAUUAAAUUAACAAGUAAUUUAGAGGAUGGUGAAUAAACAUUGCAAGGAAUUAAGAAAUUCAUAUUUGGCUUCUGGACUUGUUGUAGACUUAGUUGAGCACAGUCCUUGGUCUCAGUCCUUGUUCACUGUCUGGAUCACAGACCUCUGCUGGAGGAGAAUCCAAGGCUCCAAAGCGGGUGCAGAGCUGCACAGUUACUUACAUGGAGAUGCAUACAGUCUUAGCUGUCUCACGUGCUGGUGGUGUUUCUUAGGCUGGAGUAGCAAAGCUGUUCCCAAUCCUGACCAGAACCUCCCCAGAUUCUUGAUAGGAUUUUGUCAGCCAAGCAACUGCUGCAGGGUAGGGAGGACACAGUCAUGUCUGUGUUCCCUGGAGACCAAAGGGACGCUGGAGUUACAUUGCUUCAGAAGGAGUUGUGCUGCUGCCUGUAUUCUUUUGGCUAAUCUGGACACUUAGCAUCCCAGAUCCUUCUUGCUGCAGAUCUCUUACGAGUUGAAGGCUUUUAUUUCCCAGCCUCCUGCACUAUGGACGAUCCAUGGGCCAACUUAUUGCUGAAAGCCCCUCGGUGCUGCGUCUCAUUUCUGAGGCACUCGUGCCCAAAGGUUCAACCACUUCUGAGAUGAAGAGAGGGGAUGUGCCAUCCUCCAGGAUGCUGGGUAAGUAGGCAGGUGUCUUUUGCAGCCUUGUUCUUCGGAGUUGCUGAUAUGCAUCACUCACACAGGGAGAUGUAUCAUUUGACUGCCAGUACCUCCCCUCGCUGCUCCAGCAUGUAAGCCUCUGUGUGGUGCACUGGGUUUGAUAGAAGGAGCCAACCCUGCUGCAGGCUUUCACUGUUUGUCAGAAUAAAUUGCUUCUUCCUCCAAUUGCGAGGAGGAGAUGCUGGUUCAUUUGACCUGAGCCUGAGCAGCACCCACGGCAGUUUCUCCCCCUGUUCUUCCUUCCUCUAAGCCUGCAAGGAGAGUAGAGCCUGCUGGCUGCAGGCUCCCCAAAACAUGUCUGAUGCAGCAGCAGAUUUUGUGCAGUGCUGCAUUCAUCUGCAUUUCAUUGCCAUGAAAUAGCACGGCAGGAGGAACAGAGCUGGAGAAGGUGCAGAUGAUCCAGGAGAGGAAAGGCUGUGGAGGCAGCUGUGAGGUUGGUGGGAUUUACUCCUCUCUGAAGCCUCUGCUCUCCAUACGGGGCCAGGCAAGUCUGUUCACCCUUGGCCCUGCCUCAUACCCCCAGCAUGGUUAGAGAUGAACAUGGCUCCAAUGCAGCGGGCUGCUCCAAAUUGCCUUGUUCAUUUUUCCAGUGUCUGACAGUGGGUGAAUAUAAGUGUCCUUGAAAGCUGUGUCUAGAGCCAGGGGCUUGAUGGAGAGAGUGAGUGGGUGCAUGUGUGUGUGAGCUCCCAUCCUGAUUUGUUUGGGACAGUGCCCUGAGCUGCUGCUCUGUGUGUUGAGAUCCUCCUCCGGAAUCAGUCUUCUUCUGAGGAGUUGCAAAUAUUUUUCCUGAGGUAGAAGAGAGAACAUUCAGGUUUGUGCUCUGCCUUCAGGCUUCUUUUUGCCAAAGGAGGAGGGCUGUUCAGGUACGCUGGGAGAUUGCAGUGCUCCCUGGUUAGGGGCACUGAAGGCAAAUGGCUCAGAAAGAAUCACCAUCCUCACCUGUGCUGUUUGUAGGGUGGCAGUGAUCACUGUGCCCUGAUCUGACCAGAGGAUGAACUCCAGGGACAUCAGGAGUUGCCAGAGUUCAUCUUUCUUCUUCUGUGUCUUGGGAAACUUUUCCUUUCUGCAGAUCAGUGCUGGCAGAGUUAUUAAACAAGAGCUGAUUUCCUGAGGCAUAGGGCUGGCUUAGUUUUCUGUUAAGGCCUGUUAAUCACCCUAAAAGGGAGGCUGACAGCCACCGACAGUGACCAUGGUGUCUCACUGCCUUUCAUAUUGCCUGGCAGCUCACAGUGCUGCCUGCAGUGCUCUGAGCAUGGCUGGUAGCUUCAUGGACUGGCAUGGGAGAGGUGAUGCUGCAGAGCCUGGCAGUGAGGGCUGGCUCCCAUCGAUAUUCCCUGUUUGCAUGAAAGGCGACUGGCAUCAAUUCUGCGAGGGAGCCAGGAUGCUGGCUGGUAACAGCUCCAAAUCAGGAGCUGAGGCUCUGCUCCCUCCCUCUGCCAGUGCCUCACUGCACAGUUCUGCACUCCCUCCAUCCCAAAUGACUUGGAGCUGUUGAUUACUGUAGGAUUUUUAAUUGCCCCUUAGAGUUAUGCCGCGAUAUUUUUCAGGGCGAAUUUAGGGAAAAAGGUAGGUGUUGCCCUAGCAAAGAGCAGUGCCCCAUGCAGCUAAUUGCAGGCUGGGAAGUGGGGUGACAAAGGCAGAGAGGGGCUCGGCAGGUGCUCCUGCCCCCACUUCCCUGCGGGUUCCCUUCCUGCCAGAGCUUUCAUCACCCUGAUCACCCAUGGGGGUACCUGAGGGGCAGGGGGCCUUUCCAACCUCGCCUGGCUUCCUCCAACAGCAGCAUUUUGCUUUCAGCACAUUCAAUUUCCUUUUCAUCACAGGAAGAAGAAAUUUAAUUUACUCUCUUAAAUUACAGGGCAGCAUGAGAGUAUGUCUGGAAGCAGCGCCCGUGAGCUCUGUCAGCUCUGUAACAUUGCACUAGGUGCCUGUUGUCCCUUGCAUCCCACAUCUCAUCUGAAAUCACACCGAGUGGCCGUGGAGGCUUCACGUUGUGGGAUGCUGUGAGUGUGUUUGUCCUGUGGGCCACGGGAGCCUGUCAGGGUGCUCCUGUUAUCUCCUACCCUCUUUGUGGCACACCUUGGUGUUUAGAGGACCUUGCCCUGUGUGGGGGUUGUCCUAGAGGUCAUCCCAGACGGUGAGAUGUCCUUGCUGCUCCCUGAUACAUGUGUGGUGGUAUCAGUGCUGUUCUGUCAGUUCUGACUGUGCUGAUGGAGCCAGGGCCACGUUUGCUGUAGAAUAAUUUCUCUGUGUUCAAAGGACCUGAGGUCCCCAGGCUGAGAUCUGAGGCUGGAUGCUGGAGCCCAGUCAGCAGGCGCUGCUUCUCUUCUGCUGGGUCUGUCUUGAGCUGCAGCUGGUCCUGCUGCCUGGCAGCUCCACUGCUCUUCUCCCUCAGCUUCACCUUCCUUCAGUUCAUCUCUGUUACCGAGCAGGGAAGGUGUCUGCUGGGACCGAGCCAUCGCAAACCUCUGGGGAGUUUGUGGUUGCCUAGAGGCCACUCAGUGGAUCCAUUCUGGGAGUCCCUACACUUCCUUUGAACUCUUCCUUCCUAACUGAGGGGAUCUUUGAGUUUGAAAUUUCUCCUUUACCACCUUUUCUGCAGAAGCGUUCAGGCGUCUCCACGUGAGUAACUGCAGAUCUCCUCCUGCUGGGACCAUUGAGGUGAGCACUUGGAAGCAGCAGUGCAUCUUAACUCUAAAUCUGUUCUCAACAUUGAUGAGCAAAUGUGCUCAGGGGCGUCUGCUGGCACGUGUGCACUGUGAGCUGCUUGUACCAUGCUGAGGUCGAUGACUCUGAAGGGCCACAAGCUGAGUUACAGUGUCUCUUAUAGUCCUGGCUUUGUGUUUCUACCUGUUUACAAGACCCUUACCCUAUCUGGGCAUGGAAAACGUUGUUUUUCUGAUCUUCAGCCUCGGUUUGAUGGCAGAUAAGUAUUUUAUUUAGGAGCAGGUCCACAAGAUGCACUGUUCCUGUUUGUGGGAUUGACUUCAAAAGAGUCCUGGCCUUCCUCCAUCUCAGCUGCUCGUCAAUGUUGCCGGUCAGUUUUAUUUGAUGUGGGAAGCUUGCUGGAAUGCUCUUCAGCCCAGAGAUAGAACACAGUGAGAAAAACCAACAUGCAAGGUAGCUGAAUCAAAUCAGAUUGGGCUUUUGGACAGACAAGACUCCUGUUCUCUGCAUGCUCCACGUGUUGAGGCAGCUGAAGCCACGAGCGUCCAAUGUGACUUGGCUCUGUUUGUCUUCUGGAGAUCAGAGCUUCCUGUUCUCUGGCUCCAUUAUUUGCAGUGAUGCUGAGAAUGGUGCAGCAGAAGGAGUUAAUCACAGUCCUGUGCAUUGCUGUAGUGAUCUUCAUUCUUCUUUUGGAAAAGAUUUUUGUGACAACGACAACAACAACAAAAAAAGCAAAUUAAUUCGGUUCUUGUGUUUCGUUUGCUGGAGGCUUUGGGUCUUUUUCACCUGAGAGGGCAGCUUUUGUGGGGCUGUGUGCAUGCUGAAGCACUCCCUAAUGUUUUAGCACUGCCCAAAUAUUUCUUUGCUCUUUCUACAACCAAAUUUCCUGAGUCUGGAAAAAAAAACAACAGCAGUAAAAGUGGUAUGGUGUACCUUCUUUAAAGCGUUUGCUCUUAAGUGGGAUUCAGAUAGCAACUGUAUGUGGAUUUCAGUCAAAGUCAGUGAGGAAAUGCACCUAAGCGAGGCAAGAUGUAGAUUGAGGCCAUUAAUUCAUCACUCCCUGAAGCAAAAUCAAUGUAUUAAGACAUUGUCAAACCUGUUUAAGCCAUAGUAAGAUGUCAGGCAGAGUUAAUGGCAUGCAAGUUUUCCUUAUGGAGCAGAAUACUUACGUGCAAUUGGACCAUAGCAUUAUUUGCUCUUCAUCUCCCCAGAUACCCCAAAACUAGGGAAAUGAGGUACAGAAGAGAUAAGCGAAGUAGUUGUACUGAGGAACGGUGGCAGCACUGACAGGUUUAUUUAAGGUAUGCUGUGCAGCCAGCACUGCUGGGAUCUGAAUGGAUCACAUUGCCACAGUCCAUCUGCUCUGGGCCCUGCACCUCGGGGGGUGCUGCCUUGGGGUGGGAUGCUUGGUCCCUCAUCUGAAGAUUGUGAGCCCAGAACCUUGCUGAAGCUCACGGCGUUUGAUCAAAGCUGGGACUUGGACUUGCCAGCCUCCUUGAAAUACCCUCUGUGCCUCUUCCUUUUGUGCCCCCAGGGAUUCUUCUUAUUUGGGCAGAAAUUUGAGUAACCUUUUCAUUUGCAGAGGAGCCCUUGAGAACAGUCUUGUCUCAUCAGUGUGGAGCUGCAUGAUGCUCUCCUAGCCAAACUGGUUUCCUUCCCCAAAAUAGUAUUUCUAGGCACUGAAGCAAUUAAGGCAUAUUAAAGGCCAGUGAUGCACGUCCUGUUUUUCUCACAAGGCAAGCCUUCCAGAUUCGCAUUCUGCUUUGAAGAUUCUGCAUGAAGAAUGAUGAAAGACUCCAGCAAAUCAGCUCAGGGUAACACUACCUGUAUGUCUGCAGCCUUAGAAGAAAGCAGGUGUGAAGUGUGCUCCUUCCAGCUGCGUUAUUUUGCAUCCUUGCAACAGCUGCAGGCCCGGAACUCCAGUGCCCACCUCAUCAGACGUGCUGAUGCCUUCAAAGAUUCUGCUCUUUUUCUCCUUUUCCCCAGUCAAACCCAGGCAGGGAUUUCAGUCAAGAGGACUCUGCGAGCAAUGAAGAUCUUUACAACUUCUUUCCUUCAUCAAGGCCAGGUUUUGGUGCAUCUUCUAGGAGUUUCAAGGUGCUCCUGUGUCUGCUGUGCUUCUGCCUCUGCUCAUUUCCCACCUGGCUCCGGGCACUUCCUUGGGACCUGCUGCAUUGCCAGCGAAAGGUAGAGAAGCAUGUUCUCUGUUCCUCUUGCAUCCUUUGCAAGCAGUUGUACUUACAGUGUUGCCUUGGAAAUCAUUUCCUCUUCCCUGUCCUCUCCCCAGUAACAUCUUUGUUAAGACACGCAAGCCCUCUUCUCUGGGAAUUGACUGCAAAGUAAAUUGCUGGGAAAGUUGCAGUUUGAGAGCAGAUUCUGUGGUUUUGUUGGCUGCCACAAACAUGUACUGCUGAGUAAACUCCAUUUAGCUGGGGCCUAUGUUUUUUUCUCACACUUCUCAUUUAGCAGAGUUCAAUUUUCCCCCGGGAGCCUUCUUAUUAAAACUCGCAGCCUCUUUUCUCCCUGGCCAGUGAAUCACACGUGAGCUGGCUGAGCACUUUGUGAGCUGUGUCCGGCGUGGGAAAAAGUGUAGAAGCUGAACAGAAACUGUGCAAGAACACACACGAGAUCUGCUGCAACGGGACCAAGAGAUACCAGGAAGUGUGUCAUCAGCCUGGAAAACCUGUAGUAUCUACCUGAGCCUCUUGGCCCUUUGUAGGGAGCAUUGUGUGCUGCUCACGGGUCUUUUAAUGGCCCUGUUCGCCUUCAGGUGCUCACUGCUGCAAGGUCUUCUGCUGCAGAAUUUAUUUUCUCCCUUCUACUUGGAUAAGUGAAUCCUCCUCUGCCACCAUUACUUUACCAAACAGAGCAAAUAGAGUUGUCUUUCUUCAUCAUGAGUUAUUAGCAUUGUCAGUUACUGUUUUCUGCAUAAACGUAAUUGCUCUGUCCAGGGAAAGCUGGGAGCUCAGACCAGGGCCCCAGCUCCAGUCUCAUCUUGAAGGAUCCACCUGGUGUGGAUUCUGACUUUGCUGCUCUAGUGUGAGCCUCCAAGAAAGCUUGGGUGAGCUCAGGGGCUGUUUUCUUUGUGAUCUUCCCUUCUACAGCUGAAGAACUGUGCUGGGGGAAAGUGGGAGAUGAGCACAAAGGGAGAGGUCCCUUCUUGUGCUUUCAUUUUGGCUGCGCUUCUCUGAGCUUGGGUGAAGGUCAAUGGAACUUCAGCCUGUUUUAUUUACUUGGCCCACUUUAGAGGAGUGAGGGAGAAAGGUUUUGGAAAUGCUUAUGCAACCUGCUCUGUUUGUAUGAUGCUGGCACAGAGCUGAUGACACUUCUGCAGCCUUGGGGGCUUACAAGUGUGAAUCAGAGGCUGUUUUCCUCUACUGAUGCUCCUAUAAAAAUCUGUAAAUAUCGGGAAGUCCCUGCUCAUAGCUUUUCUAUGUUGCUCCGCCAGUUCAUCUGCCAAAACCUUCCCCUUGAUCCAGCCCAGCCCUGCGUGGCUCUGCAGGAGGAAGGCAGCUCAGCCACCAGUCUCUCCCUGCCUGGGCUGCGCGGCUGUAGGCAGGAGCCAGCAGUGCCACCCAGUGCCCUUCCAGCUGCUCGACUGCCAGAGAGGUGCUGCGUGUUCCCUGACCUCCUGCAGCCAUCCUUGCACGGCCAUGGCUGUCUUCUGCUGCAGCUGCUGCUGGAGGUGUGGUAGGUCCGUGUGUGAGGCUGCUCCCCCGGGUCGGUGCUGCUGGAAGGAGUUAAACAGAAAACAGCUGCAUGGGAGAACUGCUUUACAGCUCACAGAUAAUUGAGGCAGGAUUCUGUUUGUUUGGUUGGUAUGAUUUUCCUUUUUCCACCGCAAAGAUCUAAUGCCCUUUCUUGUAUUUAUCAAGCAGGAGGGUUUUGCUACAAUACAUUCUGUAUCAGAGAACUCGGGGCUUGUAUGUUGCUGACGAGAACAAUUGAUUUUUGUUUAUUUGUUUAUUUAUUGCUGGAGAGAACUGAAGCAGUAAGUUGUAAGGCUUUAGCUCCUCUGGAGGAGCUUUAUUUAGAGAAGCAGCCUGAUCUUGGUGCUGACACAAGCUCAUGCAGCCCUGCACACUGCUGGGGGCUGUGCAGCAGAAUGCUGGAUAUCUCGCUCCAGUGCCCGGGUCACCUCGAGUCAUUCACAGUGGUAGUCUGAGCUUCUGGCCAGGGCUGGCUGGCAUCUCUUGCCCUUGGGGAUGCGUGGCACUUGGGGCUGGCACAGCACCAGCUCCCUAUCUGCAGGAAAGACGUAAACUGCAGGUUUGGGGCACUUCCCAGUCUUGCACCCUGCCCUGUUCCUUCCUGUCUUGUCCUGCUCUGAGGAGGCCUCGGGCAAUGCCUUUGGUCCCAGAUGACACCCAGGGGUAACAGAGACCUCUGGCUUGUUUGAUGUGUGGGUGCCAGGGCUGUGGCAAGACAAGCAAGCUGAGCAGAGCCCUCAGAGGCGGUCAUCACUGUCCUGAGGUGGGUUUGGAAAUGCCUUAUGAAUCCUUUCACUGUCUUCUGCCCUGCUUUAGUUAGAGGAGAAUUCCUGCUCCUUAAAGGGAAGCAAAGGACCAGCGAUACCUUUGCGGUAACUCUCCCUUCCCUCCUAGUGACAGCCUUUUGCUGCCAUCUCUGUCCUCAGAACAGUAUCCAGAGGCAAACAACUGCUUAACCUGCCUGGACUUCUCUCUCUAGAGGCUGUCAUCUUGGCCUUGGGCUUGGUGGCACUCAUAGAUCUCCAGUGAAGAGCAAGCAGUGGGGUUUCCUGGGAUCACAUCACACUGACAGCGCCAUACUUGGCUGAGUAUUUUGUACAGGCUUUUAUUUAUUUUUUUUUAAGGUAUUACAGUUAGGCUGCUAAGGUAGGUGCAGUGCUGCUAAGGUGGUGAUGCCUCCUGCCAGCUGACGUGCCACGUCGCUGAGUGCUGAGAGGCUGGGCACCCUUUGCUUGCAUCAUGGUGCUCCCUACAGAGUGCCUGCUUCCAGGAAAAAGCCCUCCUGUGGGUGGGUGAGUUUGCAGGUCACUACGGAGUGGGUUUUGUGAGGAGAACCCCUCUCCUGCAGGGCACUCAGGGAGGUGGCAGGCAAUGUUUAUCUCAGUUGCGUCUUCUGGGGCUGGAGAGCAUGUGUGUUAUCAUACAGCAGAUGGGUUUGGGGAAGAGAUGGCGGAGACAACUGUAUUUUCUCACACAGGCUUGUUGCCUGCCAGGAAAUGAGCCAGCCAGGCUUUAUAGGGAGAAGUAGAGACCCUGGGCAAGCUGUUGAGGGUUCCUCCUUCACCCAGCAUCUUUGUGAGAGGUAAGCGGAGCCAUGGGAGAAUGGCUGCUGCUGUGGUACUCUGAGCAUAGGUAUGAGGUCUGCUGCGUGAGGAUAGGCCAAGGGCCAGCACCCAGCAUUGCCUGUUCAGCUCUGCACCUGCUGUCACCUCGACACCCUGGUGCUCCAGGGAGGGAGUGGGAUUGUUCACCAGUCCUGGGCAGAAACAGGCUGCAGUUGUGCACUGCCAGUCGUCUAGGCUGAUGCACCAGUACUGGGCUGGGGACGGCCCAAGAUGCCUGCCCAUGUCCCCUUCCAUUUCUCUGCAUCUCCUACUAGAUUGCAUUGAAAGCUGUGUGGUUGCUGUGCUUGGUGGCAAGAUGUGACAGCCUCCUGAGGACAAGAAGACAGGGAUGUCCCUACCAGCUUGCCAUGCUGGUGGUCCUUCUGCUGCCAGGAAAGUCACAGAUGCAUGAGGGAGCAGCAAAAGCAAAAGCUGGCAAAAAGCAAGCUUUUCUGGGUGCUGUCAGAUUCAAGCAGAUGGAAAUCCCAGUGGUGAGCAGGCUGGUGUUACUGGAGUGGAUGGCAUGGAAGGGCAGAGGGGGGACCAGGACAGGGAUAGCAAUGCCAGGGAGAGGCAGCAGCUCUCUGUGGCUGUUGUCAGAACUGGGGACAGACACAGGCAGUGCAGCAGCAGGGCAGAGCCCUGCAGUGUUCUGGCUGCUGCAUCCUUUUGCCUGCCUGGCCAAGGGAAGCCGUGCUGUCUUCCUGAGCCUGCAGCUCCUUGCUGGAAGCACAUCAGGCACUCCUGGCUCAUCCCACUGUCCCCUCGUGUCCUGUUGGGUAUCCUGUUUUUUCCCUUCUCUCUACUGACACAGGAAAGGGGGUGAUUUCUUUCUGUUGUCCUUUGCGCAGCGGGAGGAGCAGGAGGGUCCCAACCUGCGGUAAGCAGUGCGGCGUGCGCGGUUAGGGGUCGGUUUUUGAGCCCAUGCUUCUUCAGCACUGGAUGCUGCAGGAUGGAUGUGGAUGGCGCUGGUUGCUGGCAGCCUUUGCUUGCCUUUUGCUGAUGUCUGUAGUUUGAUGAGCCUUAUCCAGUAAGACAAAUGGAUGUGACAGGAUCACGGUGCCCUUCAUGGCCCCUUUUGCUUCCCUGCCUCUGCUGGAGCCGGUCACACAGCUCCUUCCCUUUCUCUGUUUGAAGACUGGUUUCCUUUUCAGAUUCGUGAGCUUCUACAGGGAGAGACUGUGCUCAUGGCUGUAGAACUUCAGGCAGAAAAAUCAAUGUUUAUAUUUCUUUUAGCUGGGAAAGAUUCUUGAAAGAACUCCAGCAAAUAAACGCCUUGUAAAGUUCAAACUGUGAAGGCACGGUGUAUGAACCCAAAUGAAUUUUCAAGCUCUCUCUUGAAAUAAAAUGGAUUUUUUUGGAUUCAGGCUUUAUUUAGAGAAACGUUUGAUUAAAGUAGGGAUUUGAAGGUUGCAUCUGAUCUCCUUGUGAGGGAGAGCUGCUCUGCUACUAGCAGCAAGAUGUGGUUGGGAAAUGUGGUUGGAUGCUGCUAGGAUGCUCCUGGGAGAGCAGCCCCUGUACCCAGCCAUGGGGGGUGGCUUUUGCUGUGUCCUCUGUCCCCUCAAAGCCCUGCUGCUGCAAUGCAAUCAGUUCAACUGCCUUGGGAAGCUGUUUGUGCAGGUGCUGCUGUUCAGGAUGCUGAAGGGCAGCUGGCACCACACUCCCUCCAUGGAGUGCAUGAGCAUCUCAGAGCUUUCUCUACCUGUCCUCUGUAGUACAACACGUUUUCUCUCCCUUCUUUGUUGCGGUCUGUGCUGUGUGGAUGGUGAGCCCUCUGAUUCAGGCUGCUGGCUCCUUGCUCUGGGGCAGCCUGAAGUCAGUGUUCCCAGGAAGAGCUACGGGUGCGGGGUGGACUCAGAGGCUCUGCAUUACCUGGAGUGCACUAGUGCUCUAGUGCUUUGCAUUUACCUGCAGGAGAGCUAUUUGGUCUUUGUACAAAGGAGAAGGAAGCAGGAAACUCUGUUUCAGCCCAGUAUGGUUGAACGCUUCAGGAAGUGACCCAGAGCAGGGGACAAAGGGCAUCUGAAGUGCUGCUGUUCUUCCAGUUUCUCAUCAGCACAUGUGCAAUCAGGGCAUCGCCUUCCUGAAAGCACUAGGAGAGUCACAGUGAGGAGGGCUGCUCUCUGUAAGCCCAGGGGCUGCCACUGCCUUUGGCGUGUGUUGGAUCUGUUCCUGUGUUCAGGUGUCAGGGUUUUCCCUGCAGGUCUGGAGGCUGAAACCAAGGGCUGCCAGGGUCCGUGGCCUCUCCACUUCCCAGCCACUCCCACUCUCCCGGCUCCAUGGCUGCCGUGCACGAGUGGUCCUGCACCCGCUGCACCUUCCUGAACCCCGUGGGCCAACGGCAGUGCUCCAUAUGCGAAGCUCCGCGCCAGAAGCCUGACCUCAACCACAUCCUGCGGCUCAGCGUGGAGGAGCAGAAGUGGGCCUGUGCCCGCUGCACCUUCAAGAACUUUUUGGGCAAAGAAACGUGCGAGGUGUGCGGCUUCACUCCGGAGCCGGGGCCCAGCGGCUCUCCCCUGCCUGUCAUCAAUGGCAUCCUGCCCAAGCCUGCAGUGCUGGUGGAGCCCAAGGGCACAGCCAAGGAGGAGGCUGCCAAGGUGGAAAGCAGCAGCGAAGAUUCAGAGGGGAAGAGUCCUGACGAAGCAGAGCUGGAGAGCGGCUGGGCUUGCCAGCGCUGCACGCUGCACAACACUCCAGUGGCCAACUCCUGCUCGGCCUGCGGCGGGCCUCGCAAACUCUCCCUGCCCAAAAUCCCACCGGAGGCGCUGGUCGUCCCUGAGGUCAUCACCCCUGCUGGCUUUCACAUGGCCCCUUCCACCCCGCAGUCUUUAGUCCCCACAGAGAUCUCUGACGGUGACGCCGCGGCCACUCAGGGCCCGGUGGCAAUGGAACAGGAGGCACAGAAGAUGCCGGCCUUCAGCCCCUUUUCCCCCGGGCUGCAGAACAACCCAGUGCCCCGCAGCCGGCGCGAGGUCCCCCCCCAGCUGCAGAUGCCGGGCCCCGAAGCACCGCAGCCCGGGGCUCAGGGCACUGCGGGGCAGAAGGGCUCCCCACAGGGCCAGGCCAGGGCCGCGCCGGCUGCUCGCCUUCAGGAGCUGCUGUCCAACAAGCGGCUGAGCGUGCUGGAGGAGGAGAUGGAUGUCAGCCCGUCCCACUGGAAGUGCAGCACCUGCUCCCUGCUCAACUCCGCCGGGACCGGCAAAUGCGAGGCCUGCAGCACCCAGAAAGGCAGCGACACCAUCAAUUUAGUGGGGGACUCGGUGAGGUUCACCCCCUGUAGCCCCUCCAGCCCUGACUUCACCACCUGGUCCUGUUCGAAGUGCACCCUCAAGAACCCCACCGCAGCCCAGAAGUGCAAAGUCUGCGGUUCCUCCAAGCUGCACGGCUUCCAGGAGCACAGCCCACAGGGUGAGCCAUCCCCCCGCUGCCCCGAGUGUGGGGCUGGUGAGAAGGGCAGCUGCUCCUCCUGUGGCACCAAGGCACCCUCAGCUCGCAAGGUCGCCCGUCUCUUCCCAUCCCAGCUGCCUGGUGCUCAGGACCGGCCGGGCCAGUGGGCUUGUCCUGCGUGCACCCUGCUCAAUGAGCUGAAAGCCAAGCACUGCGUGGCCUGCCAUACCCCGCAGCAGUACGUGGCCCAGCGCAAGGGACUCAAGCCCCUCAAAAGGAGGGAGAGCAUGCACGUGGAAAAGAGGAGGCAGACAGACGAAGGAGAAGCCAAGGCCCUGUGGGAGAACAUUGUGACCUUCUGCAGGGAGAACAAAGUCAAUUUUGUAGAUGACAGUUUCCACCCUGGGCCCAAGUCUGUGGGAUUCCCAGAAGGUGACAGCGUGCAGCAGAGGGUGAAGCAGUGGUUGCGGCCCCACGAAAUCAACUGUAACAUCUUCAAAGACCGAUCGGUGAAGUGGUCGGUGUUCCGGACACCCAGACCCUCGGAUAUCCUUCAGGGACUGCUGGGAAACUGCUGGUUCCUGAGCGCCCUGGCCGUUCUGGCUGAGCGACCAGAGCUGGUGGAGAGGGUGAUGAUCACACGGACGCUGUGCCCCGAAGGCGCCUACCAGGUGCGGCUCUGCAAGGAUGGCACGUGGACCACAGUGCUGGUGGACGACAUGCUGCCCUGCGAUGAGUGCGGGUACCUCCUCUUCUCACAGGCCCAGAGGAAGCAGCUGUGGGUCGCGCUCAUUGAGAAGGCCCUGGCCAAGCUUCAUGGUUCGUACUUUGCCCUCCAGGCAGGGCGUGCUAUUGAAGGCCUGGCUACACUAACCGGCGCCCCCUGCGAGAGCCUGAUGCUGCAGGUCAGCUCCACUAACCCUCGCGAGGAGCCCAUUGACACUGACCUCAUCUGGGCCAAAAUGCUGAGUUCUAAGGAGGCUGGGUUCCUUAUGGGUGCAUCCUGUGGUGGGGGCAACAUGAAAGUGGACGAUGUGGCCUAUGAGAGCAUGGGGCUCCGUCCACGGCAUGCCUACUCCAUCCUGGACGUGCGGGAUGUCCAAGGCUUCAGGUUACUGCGGCUCCGAAACCCGUGGGGUCGCUUCUCUUGGAAUGGCAGCUGGUCUGACGAGUGGCCCCACUGGCCUGCUCCCCUGCGCCACGACCUGAUGCCCCAUGGCAGCAGCGAGGGGGUCUUCUGGAUGGAGUACAGCGACUUCAUCAAGUAUUUUGACUCCGUGGAUAUCUGCAAACUCCAUUCAGACUGGCACGAGGUGCGUGUGCAGGGCAUGUUCCCCAACAAGGCCAAUGGACCAGUGACGGUGACAUCGCUGACAGUGUUGGAGCGUGCUGCCCUGGAGUUUGCCCUCUUCCAGGAGGGCAGCAGGCGGUCGGAUGCUGUGGACAGCCACUUGUUGGAUCUGUGCAUCAUGGUUUUCCGAGCCACCUUCACUAGCGGCAACAAGCUGAGCCUCGGCCGCUUGAUGGCUCACAGCAAACGAGCCGUCAAGAAGUUCGUCAACUGCGACGUGAUGCUGGAGCCGGGCGAAUACGCCGUGGUGUGCUGUGCCUUCAACCACUGGAGCGCUGCGCCGGCGGGCCCCGCUGCCGCCCAGGCAUCCAGUCCCACCAGCAGCCGGCCGGCCACCGAUUACUCCAGCUACAUCCUGGCCAUCUACAGCUCCCGCCUGGUGAUGGUGGAGCAGGUGGAGGCGCAGCCCACCACGCUGGCAGAUGCCAUCAUCCUGCUGACUGAGAACAAGGGCGAGCGCCAUGAGGGCCGUGAGGGGAUGACAUGCUACUACUUGACACACGGCUGGGCAGGGCUCAUCGUGGUGGUGGAGAACCGGCACCCCAAAUCCUACCUGCACGUCCAGUGUGACUGCACCGACAGCUUCAAUGUCGUCUCCACGCGUGGCAGCCUCAAAACACAGGACAGCGUCCCUCCCCUGCACAGGCAGGUGCUGGUGAUCCUCUCCCAGCUGGAGGGUAACGCCGGCUUCUCCAUCACCCACCGCCUGGCGCACCGCAAAGCCACCCAGGCCUUCCUCAACGACUGGAUGUCCACAAAAGGCACCCACAACCCGCUGCUCACACCCGAGGUUGCCGGACUCCACGGACCCCGACCUCUAUGACGAAGCGCCGCUCCUGCCCCGCUCCUCUCUCCCGUUGCUUUCAGCGAGCCUCCAGCCCAGGGUUUCCCCCCGUGCUGCCAGCACUGAGCCGUGGGGCAGGGCGGGAGGUGGCACCGAGCACUUUGCCCUGUGCCACGGGGCUGGGACAAACUCUCAGGGCCGGGACCAGCUCUGCCCGCUGCCCCCCCACGCACUUUACGAGGAGCGGUCGGGGGGCACGGGGCCAUCUCAGGAUCCCACCCGCUUUGGGCACACGGCGUGGUAGCAGGGGGCUGCAGUAGACGUGGGGGCUGGAGGUUGCAGUCAGCGUCCUUGCCAGGCACCACGCUCAGGGCUCUGCCCCGUCCUGCAGCACCGGGGCCCUGGUGCUCCAAAAAGAAUAUACCUCUGACGUCUGUCCGUCUGUGUGACCCUCUGUCUUGUCUCCUCUGUUGUCUGCUGCCAGGACUGAGUGGGCACUGAGGUACUGCGGCUGCCGGGGUUGUCCCCACGCGUUGGGGCCGGGAUGGAGAAGGCGCAGGGCUGUUGCAGAAAGCUGCUGCUGCUGGUUUUCACCACACUUCGGGGCAAAACGAGGACGUAAACCUCGGCUCCAGGGUGGGGAGCAGGGCUGUGGGGUGCUGCUCCGUCCCCCCCAAGCCAUCGCAGUGUUACUAUGCAAAGGCGGCCGCUGGAAGCAGCGCCUGGAGAGAAGCCAUGCGUCCCCUCCCCGCGCCCUGCGGGGUGCACGGGGCAGUGGCACGGGGCACUGGGGACAGAGCUGGGCUCUGGGGAGCAGCUCCCGCAGCGUGGCUUUGCUGGGGAGAGGGGCGGCGAUUCCGUAGGCCGAUGGUGAGCCCCGUCCAUCGGAGGGACAGCAGUCAGCACAAGGCAAAGGCCAAGAGCUGUGGGGGGCCACUGGGGUUCCAUGUUGGGGUGACCCUACGGCCGGCUGGCUGCACACAGCUGGGUGUGUGUGUGUGGCUGUGGGUGUGUGUGUGUUGUGGGGGAGCUGCUCUGGGGCAGCCUGCAGCAGUGGGGAUGUGUGGGUGCGGGGUUUGUCCCUCUGUCCCUCCCGGCCCCGAGGGCUGGGGCUGCUGAGCCAAGCUCUGUCUGUGUGUCUGUUUGUCGCUCUGUUCUCUCUUCCCCUGCACCUUCCUCCUCGGGAUGAUUUGUCCUUCACUUUUUCUCUCCGUCUUUCUGAGCUGUGAAUAUUUUUAACCCUGUAAAUACUGUCCAGCUCUUAAGAAACAUAGGAUAUUUUAUCAAUUGUAAAUCAGAUCAGUAAUCCCUGUAUGAUAUGAAUUAUCCAUGGGUGGUUUUCAAACUCAGGUUCUGACGGACCAAAUAAAGUUUUGUUUUUUACUGAA